GCUCUCCAAGCAAAGUGGUAGAAUUUUAGGUCAUGGAAAAUUUGUUGACAUUGGCAACGAUAGUUCUGUUUAAUUUUUUUCCAAAUAUUUGAAGCAAAAUGACUGUUAGCGGCCGCCCAAAGUAUUUUACCCCCAAGGAAGUUUCAGUUCACAAUACUACAGAUGAUCUGUGGGUAUCAUUUCUUGGUAAAGUCUACAAUCUCACACCACUUUGCGAGAAAUAUAAAGGAGAUAUAUUACUGAAACCAAUUAUUUUAUCUGCUGGAAAGGACAUUUCACAUUGGUUCAACAGCAAAACUAAAGAUAUUCGCACACAUGUUGAUCCACAGACCAACUGCAUAAUUCCAUUCUGUCCUAAUGGCAGAUUUGUGCACAUACCCCCACCUUACCCAGACUCAAACUGGGCCAAUGACUUUGGCCGUCCUUGGUGGAAAGAUACUGCUCUUGUAGUUGGUAUCUUAUCUAGUAAAACUAGAAUCAUCAAAAUUGUCAACACACUAACCUCACAAGAACAAGUCAUUGAGGUUUGUUCUGAAGAGAUUAUGUCUGAGAUUCAAGACAGAUACAUGAAAUACAACGCUCAUGCUGGCAGCUAUACCUGGAAAUAUGAGGGAAAGAAUCUUGACAUGAGUAAAACUCUUACAGAGAAUGGAAUAGAGGAUGAGGAUGAAGAGUUUUAUCAGCUCAGCAUGAAUGAUGACACAUACCUUCAGUCUAUCCAGCUCUACUUCAAUGAUGAUCUCACGGAAGCCUAAUUUCAGAGAACCCUGGAGUUGCUCAGAACAAAUGUUUUUUUGUUUUUUUUUAAAGUUAAAAUUUUGAUAAAAAAAACUUUGCACAUCAAAUAUGCUCUGGGGCAAUGUGAUACAUUUACUUAUAAUUUUGUGGUUUAAUUAUUUGAUUGUAUUAUGUAUAUAAAUAUUGAAAUUUGGUAUAAUCUGUCUAGGCUAGCCACCAGGAAUAAGGAUAUGUUAUUAAAAAAAGUAAAAGUCUCUUAGAUCUAUGGGGUCAGAGAUAGCUUUUGCUACUGUCCAUGCGACUCACAUAAUGCCAAACUACUUCACUUUCUCAUCCAAAAAUGGUCAGGUAUUUUCAAUAGCUGAAUGGAUUUGAGCCUUUGAACAGGCCAAAAUUAAGUCUAAUCCUCCACCAAGAUUAAAACAUGAGAAACUAAUCACUUGACCAAAAUGAUUGAUCAAAUAGCGAAUGGGUUCAAUUAUGUUCAGAAGAAAGUGGCCCUAUCUCAACUAAAUGUAACUUUUGCCUUAAAUUUUAUGACAAUACUUGUCAUUAAAAUCAUCAACUUUUUUGGUAAAUGGCAAAAAAAAAUAUUACUGUCUUUGGUCUUCUUAUCAUUAUUGAAAGUUUUCAAGCAAUCAACUUUCAUCAUUGUGUUGUCAGUUAAAAUCAUCAACCAUAUUAUAUGUUCUUUCUUCUAUUUAUUAACUAUGAAAUAGAUACUUAAAAAACAAAUGAUGAAUGUUUACAUUUUCUUUCAAAUAAAGUUUCAAAAAUUGUAUGAAAAAAAAAUAACAUAGAAGCAAAGAGGUAAGUCUAAUAGAACAAUUAACAUAAUUAUAAAUCUGAAUUGUUUCCUUGCUUGCGUCUCAAGAUUUUAAAACUGGUGAAUUGCAAGAAUAAUUCACAACUUUCAUAAUCAAAGACAACUGAUUGUAGAUUUCUCAAGAUAAUAAACGAUUGUGCUUUUUAAUAGAGUUCUAACUGCACUGUCCUAGACACUGUGCUUUUUUCUCUCAUAAAAAGACCUUUUAAACUGAUUAUGUGACUAAUUCAGGUGUUGAGAUGCAAUGUAUGUGUAUACACAAGUGGUAUUAGUGAAAUUGUCCUUAUUCAUAAAAAUAGCACCUAUCCCUGUGGUGCUGUUUAUUCCUUGGCAUGCAUUAGAACACCCUGAUCUUGCUAACACUAUGUUACUCCUACAGUGCAGCAGCUAAAAGCUGAUUAAAAGAUUGGAAUUUGUUUACUGUACAAGAAGAUUUCAUUCAGAUAAAGAAUGCUUAUAAUCAUCAUAUAAAUGUUGUUUUAUUGAUACUGUUUAUCUACAAGCCAAACAAAGCAUGCACUUUGUUUACUAAGCGAAACAAAUAAACAAAACCUUUAUGAUAUGAAGCGAAA
This is a messenger RNA of Biomphalaria glabrata, 2136 nucleotides long. Its product is annotated as cytochrome b5 domain-containing protein 1-like. The record is from RefSeq and is a predicted model, not a curated record. Bases 99 to 755 code for a protein of 218 amino acids. The transcript has 4 exons. Lineage: Eukaryota; Metazoa; Mollusca; Gastropoda; Planorbidae.